AUGGACGUGGGCAACCUCAGCACCGUGACUCAGUUCGUGCUCAUGGGGCUCUCCGACCUCCCCCGGGUGCGCCUCCCUCUCUUCGUGGCCUUUGCCGCCAUCUACCAGAUCACCUUGGUGGGAAACGGGGCCAUCCUCCUGGCCCUGGGGACUGAGAGGAAGCUGCACACUCCCAUGUAUUAUCUUCUGGCAAACUUGUCCCUCUUGGACAUCUUCUGCCCCUCAGCCACCGUCCCCAAGAUGCUGCACGACCUCCUGACUGGUGAGCACAGCAUCUCUUUCCUUGGGUGUGCUGUGCAGCUCUAUUUCCUGGUGGCCCUGGCUGGAAGUGAGGUCUUCCUGCUGGCCGUCAUGGCUUACGACCGCUACGUGGCCAUAUGCUUCCCCCUGAGAUACUCCCUCAUCAUGACCAGGGCGCGCUGUGUCCAGCUGGUGUGUGGGACCUGGGCAGCUGGGUUCCUCAACUCCCUCCUGCACACCGUGUCCACCUUCCGCCUGUCCUUCUGCAAGUCCAACCUGGUCAACCAGUACUACUGCGACAUCCCGCAGAUUGUGGCCCUCUCCUGCUCCUCCACGUACGUGGCAGAGAUGCUGGUUUUAGUGGUAGGAGGCAUGUUGGGGAUCAGCGCCUUCCUGAGCACCUUGGCCUCCUAUGUGUCCAUCAUCUCCACCGUCCUCAGGAUCCCGUCGGCAGCAGGCAAGCGCAAAGCCUUUUCCACCUGUGCCUCCCACCUCCUGGUGGUCUGCCUCUUCUACGGCACAGUCCUCUUCACCUACAUGCGCCGCGCCUCCAGCCAAGACUCCCUCUCCAGAGACCAACUCGUCUCUAUGCUCUAUGGGGUGAUCACCCCCAUGCUGAACCCCCUCAUCUACAGCCUGAGAAACACGGAGGUCAAGGGAGCCCUCAGGAAGGUCCUGUGUGGGGGGGCACGUGCACAGCAAGCAGGACGUUAG
Sciurus carolinensis (gray squirrel) is the source of this 954-nucleotide messenger RNA. RefSeq names its product olfactory receptor 5V1-like. Gene Ontology annotation, biological process: G protein-coupled receptor signaling pathway. The transcript has a single exon. Lineage: Eukaryota; Metazoa; Chordata; Mammalia; Rodentia; Sciuridae. Gene Ontology annotation, molecular function: G protein-coupled receptor activity; olfactory receptor activity. Bases 1 to 954 code for a protein of 317 amino acids. The record is from RefSeq and is a predicted model, not a curated record. Gene Ontology annotation, cellular component: membrane.